CCUGUGUGUCUGGUGUGUAGAGACUCAAGAGCACAUAAGAAUCACAACUUUAGUCCUGUUGUUGAGGUAUCAAGUGAUUAUAAGGAGGAACUGAGGACACAGUUGGCCAAGCUGAAGGAGAAGAUGAAGAAACAUAAAGAAACUAAACUAACCUGUGAUAAAACAGCAAAACACAUUAAGACUCAGGCCCAGCACACAGCGAAGCAGAUCAACAUGGAGUUUGAGAAGCUUCACAAGUUUCUACGAGAUGAAGAGGCAGCCAGGAUAGCUGCACUGAUGGAGGAAGAGGAGCAGAAGAGUCAGAUGAUGAAGAAGAAGAUUGAGAAGAUGAGCAUAGAGAUCUCAUCUCUUUCAAUCACAAUCACAGACAUAGAGGAGCAGAUAAAUGCUGAUGACAUCACAUUCCUGCAGAGCUACAAGAGCACAGUGGAAAGAGCCCAGUGCACACUGCAGGAUCCAGAGAGGGUUUCAGGAGCUCUGAUCAAUGUGGCAAAGCACCUGGGCAACCUGAAGUUCAGAGUCUGGGAGAAGAUGCAGGAGACUGCUCAGUACACUCCUGUGACUCUGGAUCCCAACACUGCACACCCACAACUCAUCCUGUCUGAGGAUCUGACCAGUGUGAGAUGGGGUGAUGAGAAGCAGCAGCUUCCUGAUAACCCAGAGAGAUUUGAUAAGUAUGCCAGUGUCCUGGGCUCUGAGGGCUUUAACUCAGGGACUCACUGCUGGGAUGUGGAGGUUGGAGAGAACACAUGGUGGGAUGUGGGUGUGAAGGCAGAGUCAGCCCAGAGGAAGGGAACAUAUGGCUAUGUGAGUGGAGAGUGGUGUGUGUGGUAUAAAGAUGGUAAAUAUGGAGCAGGUGCUCCACCACAGCCCCCACUCUCCUCACAGUGCAGCAGAAACUCCAGAGGAUCAGAGUGCAGCUGGACUGGGACAGAGGAGAGCUGUCAUUCUCUGACCCUGAUAAUAACACACACCUACACACUCUCACACACACUUUCACUGAGAGAGUGUUUCCAUACUUCAAUGGUGGUAGGGUGUCUCCUCUGAGUAUUGUAGCAGUGAAGGCCUCUGUGUCAGUGAGCAGCCCAGUUAGAGCAGAAACUGUCUCUGUCUGAACAAGAGCCCACAUGCAGAGAUGGAUGGAGGCAUGUGGGGUUCAGUCAUGAGUCACUCACACAGUAACUGCAGUCAAUCUGAUAUCUGACCUGUGAGGCAUCGUUUUCUGGCUACUUUAAUUUAGUUCAGAAUUGAAUUGUCUGAUGUUCUAUGUUGAGUAUCCUCUAAAAUAAGAUGCCAUUUAUUACACUAUCCUGGUAUUUCUACAUUGCCCAUGUCUCUAUACAAGCACAUAAAAAAAAAAAAAAAAAUCAGUUCAAUAAAUCAUGUGGACAUUUCUGAGGGUCUCUCCUUUUUAGAAUUUAGCUCAUUUAGAGGGCCAUCUGGUGGCCAUUGUUGGAACACAAACUACAAACUGACAGUGCUGACUAUUUGGCUAUAUGCAUUAAACUAACAUAUAUUUGUUUUUGUUUUUUUUCUAUUGGUGUAUUAGGCCUAUUCUGUGCACACCUGUAUAUAAUAUUUGUAUGAAUUGUUUAGGGGUGUAACUUUCCUAUAGGGGCUUGUGAAAGUCUCAGUAUGAAUACUGCCAUCUAGUGGUGGUUAUUGUGUAACUACAUGCUCCUCACCUGUGAGGUUUCCAGUAGCAGAGCAGCAACACAGCACAGGUGCAGCUGGUCCUGCUGCUGUCUGAUCUGAGGUCAGAAAUGCUGGAGAUUAAACAGCACUAUAGAGACUGAGAGCACUGCAGUAAACACAAACUCCUGCACUAGUCAAGACUGAUUAUUACAUGAAUCAAAUCAAAUGUCAUGUAUGUAUUGUCGUUGUAAGUGUCUGUCUUUAUAACCAGAUGAAAGCUGUAAUUUAGAGCAGUAAGGUUUGGACUACUGAAGACAAACUUGAUGUGAGGGAUGAAUAACCAAAAAGAACUGAGUUUUCCACAGAGACAUUAAACAACAUUACUGAUACCAGGACCCAGAUCAUCACCAUUACACAAAGAGAUAAUUUAUGGACAUAUCAACAUAAUACAAUAAUGAUGUUUUUAUUCAUAAUAUACACUGAUACAAUGUCAGAUUGACUACUUUUCUUCAUUACUUUAAUAUGUCUUCAUAAGGAAUUCAUCAGUGAUUAAAACCAAAUCAGUAUUUGUAGGA
Messenger RNA from Alosa alosa (allis shad), 2210 nucleotides. RefSeq names its product zinc-binding protein A33-like. Lineage: Eukaryota; Metazoa; Chordata; Actinopteri; Clupeiformes; Clupeidae. The record is from RefSeq and is a predicted model, not a curated record. Gene Ontology annotation, molecular function: zinc ion binding.